Messenger RNA from Oreochromis niloticus (Nile tilapia), 5368 nucleotides. RefSeq names its product myocardin. The coding region runs from base 429 to 2897 and encodes 822 amino acids. Lineage: Eukaryota; Metazoa; Chordata; Actinopteri; Cichliformes; Cichlidae. The record is from RefSeq and is a predicted model, not a curated record. Gene Ontology annotation, molecular function: transcription coactivator activity. The transcript has 16 exons. Gene Ontology annotation, cellular component: nucleus. Gene Ontology annotation, biological process: smooth muscle cell differentiation; positive regulation of transcription by RNA polymerase II.
GUUGGCACUGAUGAUCCAGGAUGCUUUGGGGCAGACGGGGGGGAGAGGGGCAGAGAGAGCGAGGCAGAGGUAGAGAGGGUGAACUUCUAUCGGAAGGAGGACGAAGGAACCGCAGAUCCUUUCCCUCCUUGCGUUUCACCUUCAGGAAAAAAAAAACAAAACUAAGGAUAUGAAAAGAACAUGAAAGAAAGAAAUCGUCAUUAAACGCACUACGAAGUUCUCUCUUUCCCUCUCUUCCUCCAUCUCGCACCUCUCCCAAUUUAAUCUUAAAUCCACUCCAAUUUCCCCCGAGGGUCUCAAUUCUCUCUUUUCCUCGAGAGACAGAAGGAGAGGAGUCCAUUCCUCCUGGUAGGGUGACACCAGGAAUUUCCUCUUUCUCUCUGCUCCACUUCCUCUCUCUCGUGCCCCCAGCGUCUCCCCCCUCCACCAUGACACUGCUGGCCUCCGAGAGGUCGCUUCUCAUCCGGAACAAGUUCCGCUCAGUCCUGCAGCUGAGGAUUCAGAACCGAAGGCUGAGUGAAAUCAAUGCAGACUCAGGGCUGAAAUCCACGUGUCCGCCUCAAAAAGCUGAGAAAGACCAGAGUGAAGCUCUGCGUCUAACUGAUGACGGUGCCACUCAGAAGUUGCCUCCUGGUGGUCUGAACGCUGAAACUGCACAAGAGCGGACUGCGUGUGGGGCCCACAGGCAGAAGAAAGCUCGCCAGGCGCAGGACCUCACUGAGAGGAUCCAGCGCCCGCCUGGACCUGUGGAGCAGCAGCUCGAACGCACGCCGCCCCUGGAGAACGGUCCUGCCUCCCUCCCUCUGACUGCUGAUGUCUUCGAAGAUGACAUCUCCUCCUCAUCCUCACCCACGGAGCAGCACAGCACUCACCAAUCACCAGCUUUUUCUUCAUUGCCGAGGCUCUCAGGUGACCAAUUACUGAGCGACUGCUCGGCUCUGGUCCCGACCCUUAACCACGGUCCCUGUCAUGCUCAGCCUGGUUUGGCAGUGCUCCCGGGAACCGAGGGCAUCAGACAACCUAUGAGCGUAAAGCUGAGUGACUCAAACUCCAUGGCAACGACUGGGAGGCCGACUGGGAUGUAUCUGACCUCUCAGACCACACCCCUGCUGCCAAAGACAGCUCGGCCUCCCAACAACCCCUGCACCUCAACUCUGCCUCACUCCCUUAACUUCACCCAUCUCCCCCGCCCACGGAAACCGCGGGACACCAAGCCCAAAAUGAGGAAACUCAAAUAUCAUCAGUACAUUCCUCCAGACCAGAGAGGAGGGGCUGGGACAGGAGGGGUGGGAGCCAAACAGAAGAGCCCUAACCCUACCCAGUCUUUAGACCCAGCCUAUUCUGAUCUUCUGAAACAGCAGCAGGUCUUCCUUCAGCUUCAAAUCCUCCAGAACCAGCAGCAGCAGCAGCAACAACAACCACAAGAACAGAUCACUGUUGUACCCAGUGGGGAAUCUGGUGAUCUGAAGUCUUCGGGAGCCAUACCACAGAAUCCCCAACCUGUUCCUGCCACAACCAACCACACCCCUACGGACACAAACCCUCCAUCAAAGCCUGAGCUUCUCCCUGCUAAUCUGGUUGAUUUAACAGUGUCAGAGUUACGGCAGCAGCUGCGUAAGCGCGGCCUUCCUGUCUCCGGCACAAAGCCUGCCCUAUUGCAGCGUCUUCGUCCUUUCCAGCUUCCCAGUGCUUGCCUCACCCCGGCUCCCCUCUGUCAGCUGGGUACCAGCCCGGAGCCACUCACCCCCUGCCCCUCAUUGCCAUCCAGCCAGAGCCCUGGCUCCAGCUCCAGCUCUGGGCUAGACUCGCCCAGCAGCAGCCCGAACCAGCAGCUUUAUAUCCAGGAUAGGGCAAUUCCUAAUGGGAUUCUCAGCAGCGCUCCAAAUAGAGUUCCAAAUGGAAUUCUAAACACUGUCCCAAAUGGUUUCACAAAUGCUGCAUCAGUCAGUUUGGCGGGGGAACCGUGCAGUCUCACCAACACGGUCUUCUUAGCUCCUGCCAGCACUGCCUCGGGAACUCCAAGUCCCAGUCUUCCCAUGUCAUCCUCCUCACCCCUACAGUGUGGGACUCCCUGGAGAACUGAGAAGGAGCAGCAGCAACAGCAGCAGGAGCUGAGUGUGGAGCUAGAGAUGAGGGAGAGAAUAAGGAGCAGGCCCAGAGACCGCUCCACAUGUUCUGGCAAUGAGUCUUGUGGAGGAUCCCUCCAUCCGUUCCUGCAACAGGAUCCGGGAUGCUCUAAAGGGAAGCAAGAAACAGAUGCACACGCAGAGGUGUUGUUUACACAGGUGUUUUGCUGCCAGCCCUGUGAUGCAAUUGGCAAUGACUUUGAACUGCCAGUGCAGAUUACAGCAAGUCCUAUUCAGACCUUACCCUCUGUUCGCAGCUUGGAGGAAGAGCUACAGGAGGCUAUCCAGAAAGCACAGAUGGACCCUCGGCAGUCCAUUGAUGACAUUCUAGAUGAGCCUAUUACUUCUGUCGACUCCGUCAAUGUGUCUGACCAUAAAUCUCCUGCCCACUCAGCCCGUUCUCCUUCCCCUCUUCAAAAUGAUCAGUCCCAGGCUUCCCAGCAGCACCACAAGGACGACAACUCCCUGCUUUCACCUCUUUGCUCCUCUCUCUUGUUGGAGCUUCCUCCAUCACCUGCUGUAAUAAACCCGAGCCAGGUAGUCCCACUUCCUCCUCCACCGCCCAUCUGUACCUCCCCAUUGCCAUCCACCAGGAGGUCACGGAAACGACGGGCUCCAACACCGUUCGACGCUGCUGACUGGCUUGAAACACUGUCAUCCGGCCUCCGCCCUCUGACCCCCCCAGCAGCUCCCUUUGUCGAGCCAGACUUGAGCCUGGAUUCAGAUCUAAAUGUCAAUCGAGUGCUGGACCUGAUGAUAGAGCAGUGGUGAGGACUUGUGAGGGGUGAUCGCUCGUUAUUUGUCAGUUCAGCUGUAAAAGUCACCGGCUCCACGCAAUGUCGAGAGCUGGAUUCAUUGCAGCGAUCGGAUACAGCAGCUUUGACGGGACAAUGAGAACACAAACACAUGUGCACACUUGCACCCUAUGCACACUCGUAGUGUUGUUUAAAAGCACUUGGGCUCAGCCAGAAAUGGCAAACAAGCCACACAUCUGUGGAUUGACACACUCCACAGCACAAUGUUUGCAGUGCAAAACAAAAGAAAACCUGGUGGCAUAUUAAUUUAAACAUGCUUCCUGGCUGUGCUGGGAGAAUGUCGUUUCUGACUUAUCUCCAAAACCCGUUGUCGGAUUGGGUUGAGUGUGGCCCCUGGUGUUGACUCAGUCAUUGAGUCCUAGCCAUUCAUAAAGCCCAUUCAGAGUGUGUAAAAGCCAGGCAGAGCGCACAGCUUGUGUGUGGCUCCAGACCUUAACCCCGAUGCCAGACACACAGUCGGCAUGCAGGGGGAGAAAGCUGGCAGAAGCCACACACAGGAAGUGUGUGUACAUGCUUGUGUGAAAGUGGGAUCUGUGUGUGUGUGUGUAUAUGUGUGCUUUCCAUAUGACUGACUGUGCGAGUGCACACAUGGCUGCUCUUGGCUGUAUGUGUCCACAUACAAUGCUUCCAGGUGUAUUUAUCAGCAUCCGAGCCAAAGCACUUGUAGUUAUUUGUUUGUUUGCGAUUAAGCGUGCCUGCUUGUGUGUGGCAUGACUGAUCUGUGAGAGGAUACAUGUGAAAAACACAGAAGAGAGGCCGCGGAUUUACAGUAAGUGUCCACUUCCUAAAGCAGACAUUUAAUUGUGGUCCCUCUGCCAGCGGGCAGUAACUCCAGUGUAGUUAUCCUGUGUAAUCAUCAGAACAACCACAUUACCUUGUUCAAGCCGCCAUCCUCCAGGAGAGCAAUCAGGAAGCCACCCCAAAAAUAGUCCCCGUACAAAUGCACCAAUCAGCCGAGUGAGACUUUCCUCAUCACUUUGCAAAAACAGGUGGUCAUUUUGUUCCCUGAUUAACCCCCAACAGUGUCUGGCCUGCUCUUCGGUGCUUAUCCUGCUACUAGCAAAAGCCAGAUUUAGCACAAUUUAUAACCCAACACCAAGGCCACACCUGUUCACUUACUGCAAAUGAAUUCCUCCAAUUUAUUGCUAAGAAUAUUAAAUGUUUGGUGCAUAUUUCAAUAUACAAAUGGACCAUUAAUAUUAAGAGAAAAUGUAUUGUAGCGUUAGCACAAAAUACUGUGUUUUAGGAAUGAAACAUAUCACGCGACCAGGUGAGCCUGUCAGUCGGAGCCAAUACGCACAUUUUCUUACGGGUGACAGUAAUUUUGGCUCAAACUUCUACACGAUUUACUGGUCGUGCAGUAGUGGGUACAUUAUUUGUUUGCAUAAUACACUUUCAGUGAGUUACGUCCAUUCUCAACCCCACUUACCAUAAUGAUAUUAAUGAAAAAAAAAUCUGACAGAGGUUAGCUGCCAUUAACCUCUGCUGUACCAGAUGAAUGCAAUUCAGAUACACGAUCCCAUCUACAUAAAUUUAUUCUAGGCCCUUAAUUGGUUGCAUGUCCCAUCAAUCACUUUGGAGAGCUCUGAUUGUCUAAUUCCUGUCUAGAGCAUUUCGAUUAUUUGAUAAAUAACCCAGAGUUCUUCUUUUAUGUUAUCAUUAUAUCUGAAAAACGCAUUUGUUCCCUUCAAUGAAAGUGAAGCAGUGAGUGCAAUUUGAUUCAUGUAGAGGGCACAGAAACUCGAACUCUAACUUCAUACUACUGUACGUUCUUGUCUUGUUGUUUCUGUGUAGGCAAUGUGUUGUUGUGGCCCGUCUUCCUGUUAUUGUGGUGAUAAAGCCAGCCACAGUGAGUUAUUGGGAUAAGAUAAUCUGUGCAUCGGCAAACCUUCAGCUCAGUGCAACAGCUUUAUGCUGAAGCAGUUCUUGUACAGCUUUCAGCACAGAGACUAUGAAAAUGCAGCUAAAUGUGGAUGGAUGGCUAUGAUAAUCAUAGCGAUCAAUAAGCAUUGCCUGCUGCAAAGAAAAAAAAAAGAAAAAGAAACGAAAAAAUAGAUUGGCAGGAGAGUAAGAUGCUACCUCCUGUGACUUCCUCCGCUUUAGGGCUGACAACAGUCUUUUCCCUGUUUCUUAUUUACUUCCGAUCGUUGGUGCAGACUUUCCUGAAACACCCCAGAGACUGUUGACUAAUUUAAUUAAGCCAAGGUUUAAUAAUUCUGUUUUAAACUGAGUUAAAAACGUUGACUGAAAGCACUGGAGUGUUUCAGGUAACUGUGGUUUAGUUGCUGCUAAAAUGCCUUAUUCUGAAAAUGUGAGACAAAACAAAAUGUUUUUGCUUGUACGUCUAUUUGUAACUUAUUUGUGCAAAUGUUUCUCUCCACAAUGUAUUUAAAAGCAUUACAAAAAUUAAAGUCUUAAUAGAUUUAC